AUGCCUUCGAGCUGGUCUUUUACAGAGAUCCCCGUAAUUGACUUGGCUCUAGCCGAGGAUGCCGCUGCCUCAACACAGCUGCUGGAGGACUUGCGCCAUGCCUUGACAGAAGUCGGCUUCCUUUACAUAUCAAAUCAUGGCAUUCCACAAUCAACAAUAGACCGACUGGAAGCGAAAGAUGGGAUCGCUUUAGAGAAUUCGCCUCAUUUUCUUGGUUACAGUGGCAUUGGCGAUGAAAGUACAGGCGGCAAGACCGAUUAUAGGGAGCAAGUGGAGUUUGCGACAGAAUUACCAAAUGACUGGAAGGACGGCGAUCCUCUGUACGAGCGACUUCGAGGACCGAAUCAAUGGCCGGCGGCGUUUCCGGAAUUGCCAGGAAUCGUCACGAGCUAUAUUUCAGCACUGACAGACUUGAGCGAACGCUUUCUACAGCUCGUUGCUCGCGCAGUUUUACUUCCUCCAAAGACAUUCCUGCCCUUCCUAUCAGAUCAACACCGCCUGAAGCUGGUUCAUUAUCCGGCAUUACCUGUAGGGCGUGCCACGACUAUCCUGAAUCAAGGAGUUGGACCACACAAGGAUUCGUCGGGGUGGUGGACAUUUCUACUUCAAGCUUCGCCUCCCGAAGUUAAAGGCCUUCAAGUUUUGAACAAGUCGGGUCAAUGGAUCGAUGUACCGGUGAAACCAGGUACAUUCGUGGUCAAUAUCGGUCAAGCCUUCGAGGUUGUCACCGACGGUGUCUGUAAAGCCACGACACAUAGAGUAUUGUGCGGUGUACACGAGAGAUACAGCGUUCCAUUUUUCCAAGGCGUACGGCGAGAUCUCACCAAAAACUACGCCCAAAAUCUAAAGAGCGUCUUUGCUUCCUUUAGUUCAAGCGCGGAGUCAGUCGAGGGCCGUGACAUCGAUUCAGCCUUCCUUCAAGGCAAAUACGACACUUGGGGAGAAACGCAGCUAAGGACGAAAAUUAGAAGCCAUCGAGCAAAUGGACGAAAGUUUUAUCCUGAGGUUUUCGAGCAGUAUACUGGGGAUGACAACUAA
This is a messenger RNA of Truncatella angustata, 1038 nucleotides long. RefSeq names its product putative hyoscyamine 6-dioxygenase. The transcript is spliced from 3 exons. The record is from RefSeq and is a predicted model, not a curated record. Lineage: Eukaryota; Fungi; Ascomycota; Sordariomycetes; Amphisphaeriales; Sporocadaceae. Bases 1 to 1038 code for a protein of 345 amino acids.